GUGCGUCUUCUUUCGGGAAAGCUCUCGCAGACUACUCGAUCUCUGCAUGUUUCCCGUUCGUCAGCGCGCACGUUUGAGCGAGAACAGUGGGAGGCACUGGAAAAGCGUCCUGUUGCGUGGAAGGCGGGCCUAGCGAGCGUGCUGGAGGUUGUUAUUAGUGCACAAAAGCGCGGCAACGGUUCGGCUGUGGGUGAAGUCGUGCAGCAGGUCACGCAGACAGGUGACAGCGUUCAGAUUGACGCCACGUAG
Suillus discolor is the source of this 249-nucleotide messenger RNA. RefSeq lists its product as uncharacterized. The transcript has a single exon. The annotation marks the transcript as partial. The record is from RefSeq and is a predicted model, not a curated record. NCBI's taxonomy places the organism in Eukaryota, Fungi, Basidiomycota, Agaricomycetes, Boletales, Suillaceae.